AUGGAUGGUGUUCUUGUUAUGAAUGAGGUGAUGGAUCUAGCUAAAAGAGAGAAAAGGAGUUGUGUGGUUUUGAAAGUCGAUUUUGAGAAGGCCUACGAUAGAGUGAGUUGGAAUUUUUUUAGACAUAUAUUAAAGAGGAUGGGGUUUGGAGAUCGGUGGAUGAGGUGGACGGAGUGUUGUAUCUUUACUAAUUCUUUGUCCGUUCUUGUUAAUGGGAGUACUACCAAAGAUUUUAGAGUGGAGAAAGGCCUUAGACAAGGUGAUCCCUUGUCUCCGUUUGUGUUCGUUUUAGUCAUGGAGGUUCUAAUGGAACUUAUGAAAAGAUCUAAGGAGAUAGGGGAAUUUCGUGGUUUUAGAUACAAAGAGAAUAAGGAGGUGGACUUGUUACAAUUUACGGAUGGUACUAUUAUUUUGGCCGAAGGAGAUACCGCAAACUUAUGGAGUAUGAAAGCUAUUCUAAGAUGUUUUGAAAUGAUGUCGAGAUUAAGAGUUAAUUUUCACAAGAUUAAUCUUUAUGGUAUUAAUGUGGGAGAUUGGUAUUUGGAAGCGGCUUCGUCCUUCUUAACUUGCAAAGUGGGAACUCUCCCGUUCAAAUUUCUUGGUGUGAGAGUCGGAGAUAGCCCUAGGAAACUAUCGAUGUGGAAGGAUCUUUUAGCGAUGUUUAGAAAACGGUUAAAUGUGUGGAGAGGGAGAUAUCUUAGCAUGGCGGGUAGAGUGGAGUUGAUUAAUUCGGUUCUCAAUGCAAUCCCGAUUUUUUCGUUAUCUUUUUACAAAGCUCCUAAGAAGGUGUUGCAAGAUAUUAAAUACAUCCAAAGUAAGUUCCUAUGGGGCGGUGUUGAUAUUGACAAACCUAUCCAUUGGGUUAUUUGGGAUACGGUUUGUAAAUCGCGAAAGGAAGGAGGUUUGGGUGUGAGAAACGUGGAGAUAAUGAAUGUAGCUUUACUAAGUGAUCGUACCUGA
Messenger RNA from Vicia villosa (hairy vetch), 960 nucleotides. RefSeq lists its product as uncharacterized. Lineage: Eukaryota; Viridiplantae; Streptophyta; Magnoliopsida; Fabales; Fabaceae. The record is from RefSeq and is a predicted model, not a curated record. The transcript has a single exon. Bases 1 to 960 code for a protein of 319 amino acids.